This is a messenger RNA of Clonostachys rhizophaga, 729 nucleotides long. The record is from the annotation of a GenBank genome assembly. Lineage: Eukaryota; Fungi; Ascomycota; Sordariomycetes; Hypocreales; Bionectriaceae.
AUGUCUGCUGCCGAAGAGACCAAGCCCGUGGAGGCCCCUACCGGCGAGGAGAAGCCUGUGAUCUCCUCGGCCGUUUUCUCCAUGUUUGGUGGCGGUGCGAAGAAGGAGAAGAAGGAGGAUGAAGACCGUGGCGACAACUCUGGAAGCGCAAAGGCCCAGCGCGAGGCCAAGGAGGAGGACCAGGCCCCUGAGUCCGAGGAUGUUCACUUCGAGCCCGUCAUCAAGCUGACCGAGAAGGUCGAGACCAAGACCAACGAGGAGUCGGAGGAGCAGCUUUUCAAGAUGCGUGCCAAGCUGUUCAAGUUCGUCAACGUCAAGGAGGGCGGAGAGUGGAAGGAGCGCGGCACUGGUGAUGUCAGGCUGCUCAAGCACAAGGAGAACGGCAAGACGCGACUGGUCAUGCGCCGCGACAAGACCCUCAAGGUCUGUGCCAACCACUACGUCGUCCCCGAGAUGAAGCUCUCUCCCAACGUCGGCUCUGACAGGAGCUGGGUCUGGAAUGCCGCCGCCGAUGUCAGCGAGGGAGAGCCCGAGGCUGUCACCCUGGCUAUCCGUUUCGCUAAUGCUGAGAACGCCAACCUUUUCAAGGAUGCCUUCCUCUCCGCCCAGAAGGAGAAUGCUCAGUUCUUCCCCAAGACCGAAGGGUCCGAGAAGAAGGAGGAGGCUCCCGCUCCGGAGGCUGAGAAGACUGAGGCUGAGAAGACUGAGGCCGCUGCUGAUGCCGCUUAG